AGGGCAGUGGCAAUUGGGGUGGGUGGGAGCAGAGGGGCGGACAGGGUUUGAGCCCCGGGGUGACACAGGCAACAGAUCGAGAGAAAAAGAGAUCCCGGCCACAGCCAUCACCGUUAAUAACACCGACUCCCCCCGACAGUGCGGCGCUCCCUCGGCACCGACCCCCCCCGCCCCCCACGACAGUGCGGCGCUGCCUGUUUUAGUUUGCAUACGUACGGACCUGAGUGUUGAUAGUCAAAAGUAAUAUAGCAGGGCAAGAAUUACUAACCACCAUCUUCCUCUGUGUGCACUGUUGGUGAAGAAAUUUUAAUUGUUCAUUAACUGACCUAUCAUUAUCUGAGGCCCAAUUCCCGGCUUUCCCGUCCCCCUCACCCCAGCCAUUCUGCCUCCCCCAAUUCCUGCGAAUAGCUUUAACAUCUUCCUACAUUAUCUCAUUUUAAAAAUGUUUCUGUAGUGCUUUAAGUCUGUGAAUCUCAACAACAUACAGUUUGACGCUAAUUGCAAGCCAUAGAAAACCGUGCUCCAACUGUGUAGGGAUCUGCUGAGGGUGUAUUCCAAGCACAAGAGUCCAGUUAUUGUUCUGACCCACCUCAAGCGUGGAUACCAUUCCACGCGAUCCCUCUUAGACCUUGGACCCAGUUUGGCCACAGGGACUAUUCCACUUGGAUCGACCUCAAGCGCAAGUUCUGGUUCCCACUUGAACCCAUCUCAGGCAAAAGGUCUGUCACAAUGCUCAGAGGACUGUAAAACAAGUGUUCUAAAAGGGUUUAAGUGAGCAAGAACAUCCAAAUUAUUCAGUGCCAAUGCAGCAACACAGGCGACAGCCAGAAUUAGUGGAAGGAAAUCUUCCUGUCUUUGUAUUUCCAACAGAAUUGAUAUUUUAUGCAGAUGAUCAAUCAUCACACAAACAAGUGUUAACUCUGUACAAUCCGUAUGAGUUUGCCUUAAUAUUCAAAGUCUUAUGUACAGCCCCAAACAAAUAUGUUGUUGUUGAUGCUGCAGGUGCGGUGAAGCCUCAGUGCUGUGUCGACAUUGUCAUUCGCCAUCGAGAUGUACGGCCUUGCCACUAUGGAAUCAUAGACAAGUUUCGGCUGCAAGUGUCCGAACAGAGCCAACGGAAAGCACUAGGUAAAAAAGAGGUGAUUUCUGUUCUCCUCCCCUCAACAAAGGAACAACAACAGAAAGAGGAGGAAGACAAACGCAUCAAAGAGCACCUUGCAGAAGCUGUGUUUUUUGAACAGACCUCAUUCCAGCAGGAAUCCAGAACUGCCUCUUCAGGACCGAGUUUACUUACAGUCUUCCUGGGAAUCAUCUGUAUCAUAGCAUUAAUGUUACCAACACUUGGGGAAGCUGAAUCUCUGGUGCCUGUCUACCUCCACUUAAGUGUCAAUCAGAAAUUAGUCGCUGCUUAUGUUUUAGGUCUUGUGACCAUGGUUAUCCUUCGAACAUGAACAGAAGUGAAGGACACCCAGCAUGAACUGAUGCAGUUGUUAAUCCAGGUACAUGCUGCUUCCCUGUGGUGCUGCAUUACCUUUUCCAGAACAUGAAGGCCUCCAGCAGGAGCACUUGUUGUAAACAGCAUGGAUUUAUCAGAACUUUGUGUAUUUUAAUGUUUACGCAAGACCUUCAGCUGUAAAAUUGCAAUUGCCUUGUCACAAAACACCACAUCAAUAAGCUUCCUUUGUUUUAAUUGCUCUGUAAAUGUUUAGAUAAAUAGUUUCAUGUGUGUAACUUUUAUUAUAUAGACAUUUGUCACUUUUUAAUCCUUGUCCAGCUUUGCUAUGCAAUCAUGUUGCUGCAUCUCAGGUGAGAUCCUGAGGAAAAUCCAGUGAGUACCUACAGUAUGUGGAAAUUCUGCCAGAGGUUGGCUUUACCCUGUGAAGUGUACUGUUAUGACACUGACUUAAGAACAGGCUCUUCAGCACAAAAGCAGUGUCUGCUGUAGUGACAAUGGGUACGCACCAUAACUUUAACCUGUUUCUUUUCUUUACGGAUUUUCGUGCAUCUGCUUCGUAACUCUUGAAUUUUGUUUUUAUUUCAACAAGUGCACUUGUCAAACUUCAAUUAGGAUGGUGAUCACGUUUCUACUUUAAUCCAACAUGUCAGUUUUGUCUCUGUGGUACAACUGUCUCUUCAGAGGUCAUGGAUUCAAGCCCAUGUUUCAGAGGCUUGAGCACAUAAUUCAGGGUGACCCUCCCAGUGCAGAACUGAGGCAAAGAGGCAGCACAUAGGGCGUGGUGCACUGUCAGGAGGGUCAAUACUGAGGGAAUGGAGGACUUUCAGAGGGUCAGUGCUGAGAGCACACAGUCUAAAGGGUCUCUUUCAUUCAGAAUAUUAAAUUGCCUCAUGAGGUGGGAUAAAAAUUUUGUGUGACACUUUUUCAAAUAGAGUAUGGGAGUUUUUCCCAGUGUCCAGGCUAUUAGUUCUUGAAUUAACCCAACCAAAAGAAAUUAUCUGGUCAUUUUUUUGCAGGAUUUUGAACUGUACAGUUAUUGGCUGCCAUGAUUCCUACAUUGCACCAUUGUCAGCACUUCAAAAUUAUUUCAUUAGUCAAAGUCCAAUGUGAUGUUUCAGUUUGGAAGCAUACUGUCUGCAUUGAAUGACUAACAGAUUAACACAGUAGGCAAUGGUUCCUCACCAUACAAGUGGAAACAGUGGGUUUUAAAGGGAACAUUAAUUUUACUUCUAGUCUGUUGCAAUAGUUCCAAAUUAUCUAGCUGAUUAGGUUUAAUGUACAUUAAGUUUUGUGAAAGCCAGUACUAUGUAUAAAAUUAAUACUGUAUACCUGCUAAUAGCUGUAAUAGAAGCCAUUCUGAAAGACUUGGUUGCUGAUACGUCUGUGUCAGUGAUUGUAUUUAGAGGUUCUGGAUUAUGGCAUGGGGUGCCUUCCAAGUUGGUAAAGCUCAGCAAUGACCUGGGAUCAGGGCUAAGCUUGCUGAAGGGGUCAUCCAUUUCGCUCUAGUUCCUGGGAUUAUAUGGAGAUAUCUGUGAAUGGCAUUCAGAUUGACUAAUGCUACCUGAAGAGGGUACAAAGUUGGAUCUAGUGCCCUUUUUUUCCACAUGGAGUAAUUCUUUAACUUAGAUUUAACACUGGGCAGUGGUCCAACUCAGCUACAGAAAUCAGCUGGAAUUAACUUCAGUUUCUGUGGAGUUUAAACAAAGGGAAUAAUUGGCUUCUGUACUAGAAACUGUGAUACCUUCACAGUCAAAUAGCAUGUCAGUUUCAAUGCCUGGACAUUCAAAGUUUAGCUGUUAGUUUGUGAUGCAUGGAGGUUGGUUAAUGCUUCCACUAGGAUUAUGCUGUUGUGAUCAGUGCAUCAAAUGAAACAAAAUAACAAGGAGUAAUAGAUGAAAUUGGUAGUUUAUAACUCACUCAGCAGUGGGCUGAGGGCAAGAAAUUGAUGGCGCAUCGUGCAGGAGCUCCUGUCAACCUCUGGCUGUCUUGCUCAGAGAUGAGUAAUCGUUGAACUGUGUCAAACAGAAAUUACCCAACUGCCAAGGCUGCUCCACACACAAAAGUGUAUUUUUAAAAAAUUGUUUUAAACAAUUGUCAGGUCUUCUGCAAAGCAACUUAUUAAAAUUUGGAAUUACUGAAUGUGUGUUAAAUUGUGUUUAAACUGUUAUGAAUACAGCAAGCAGAUGGUGAACACUUAGUGUCAGGAAUUAGCCUAUGGGGCAAACUACUAGUAGUGAGGUGUUUCCCCUGUGAGCACUCAUGGACGAGUGAAAUGUACUGUGUAAACCAACAUUUGCAGGUCAUUUAUGUUUUUGCAAAAAAAGUACCAGUAUGACAAUUUGUAAAUGUUUACAUCAUGAUUUAUACAAUUUAUUUAAACAUUUUAAUAAAGUUAUUUUUGAGAACAGA
This is a messenger RNA of Stegostoma tigrinum, 3865 nucleotides long. It is a transcript of the gene mospd1, whose product is annotated as motile sperm domain containing 1. Gene Ontology annotation, cellular component: cytoplasm. The record is from RefSeq and is a predicted model, not a curated record. Bases 804 to 1451 code for a protein of 215 amino acids. NCBI's taxonomy places the organism in Eukaryota, Metazoa, Chordata, Chondrichthyes, Orectolobiformes, Stegostomatidae. The transcript is spliced from 6 exons.